AUGCAUCUAGCGCAAAGUACAGUAUCUAUGUGCCUGACUGAACGACAAGCCCAAAACAASAAGUCCCAAACUAUCAACGUCACGCGUGAGAUGCCCGAGCAGUUGGCAGUAGGUCUUGCUGUUCAUCAUUCAACUAGGAACAAARAAAUGAUUAACUUGCUGCAUGGAUUUGGUUUAUCCGUUGAAUACAAUCGCCUUUUAAGAGUCGAAACAGAAAUAGAAAAGCACGUGAUCAAACAGAUGGAGAAUGAUAGAGGGCUGUAUAUUCCUCCAGACAUCGUAAGAGGGAGACACAUAUAUUUUGCUGUUGACAAUGUAGAUUUCUCAGAAGAUACUCAUGACGGUAAACGCACACUUCAUGGGGCAGCCAUGGCGAUUUAYCAGCAGUCGAAGCCAGAAGAUGAUACACCAUCGUUAUGGUGAGUCAUAAUGUAUGGUAGAACCUCAUUUAAAAUUACUUAUACAUCUAGAACUAUUCUCUKAAUUUGCAGUCUAGACAAAUUCACAAAUUCUACGCGGUCAAUCAAAGAAAUACCUGAGUCUUUAACCGCAUUACUCGAGUGCCCAGCGCCACCUUCAAACCCAAAGUGCCAUGCUCACCCAAACUUCAAUCUCCUUGAAGAAGAGAACCUUCCAAUAAUUGUUAAUAGAGAUGACUUUGCAUGGCUUCUGGCCCGCACCCAUACGCUUCACAGUAGUAGUACAACGCAAGAGACAACCAUCAGUGCCAAUGAACAAUCACACAUUCCUGGAUGGUCUGGAUCUAAUUCCUUGGUCCAUAAGGUUAGACAAAUAAUAUGCAUGCUAAAGUGAACCGCGUUUUAAUUUUAGAGGCCAAACGAUUACAAGCACGAAAUGAUCUUCAGCACUUAAUACUCCGUCCUGGUGAGCUCCACAUCGUAAUGGCACUGCUAAGAACAAUUGCAAGAUACAUCGAGAGCAGUGGCCUUGACCAUUGUUGGAUUGAAGCAGAAUUAUAUGGGCMCAGCACUGUAAGGCAAAUCCUCGAUGGCAAUCACGUAAAGAGAGGUAUAAAAGCUCAUGUAACAACAUUGCAAGCACUCUUUACGCUAUACCUGGAAGCCUUCUUUGAACAUGAACAAGAAGUUUACGAAGAUCUACAUCCUGUAAUCCAUGAUACCAGUAAGAGUCCUCAACUUUACAAAGCAAACAAGACAAAGUUGAUAAGUAAAGUCGAUUCUAUUGGUCUUAUGGAAAAGAUGUCCAAAUUUGACGAUGAAAACAAGAGCAACCCCCUUUUUCAAGUCAYGAUUCAUUAUAUGCGCAUGAUUGCAGAAAUGCUGGCAUUCAUCAAGGCUGUUCGCACAGGGGAAUGGGAAAUGCAUCUUAGGACACUGGAGGUUUUUACGAAAUACUUCUUCRCACACGAUCGUAUACAUUAUGCACGGAUGAUCCCAUUAUAUCUUGCAGAGAUGUCGUCCUUGAAGUCAUCCGACCCUGAGAUAUACAAAGAAUUCGAAGUAGGUAACUGGGUUGUCAACAAAAAUGAAAGUGUCCCAUUUUGUGCUAUUGGAGCAGAUCAUGCUUUAGAACAUAUCAACCGCUCAAUGAAAGUGUCUGGAGGGCUGAUUGGUAUCACUCUAAAUGAAGCUGCAAGAACAAAGUUCUUUUUGAUCGCCCCUGAGCUUGCACGGCUAUCUGAAGAAGCCAAGGAUAUGGCAGGAUUGUCUGCAGAUACAAAAAAGCACCAUCAUGAAUUGUCAACAGCAGUGAUGCAACAAGAAGAAAAGGAUGUCACAAAAAUGACAAUGACKGUAAAGAACUUUACCAAUCCGUUUUCUUAUGGAAGUACUGAUCUCUUCAACAUUGUUACCAAAGUGGUGAUGCCUGAAAAUGUGAAGAAAGAUCUACUUGAGCAGAAGGAAAUUGGCAGAAAGCUGUUURAAACCUUUGUUGAUGAGCGAAUCAAGAAAGCGGAAGUAAACCUUUGGUCUCCUAUCAAGAAGAGAAAGCUAUUAACCUGGAAGAGCUUAAGUAAGAAGACAAAGAUCAAAGCUGGAGACAAAGUAGUAGAGUUGCAAGAGGAUCGAUCUCUCUUUGCAAGAAUGAUGCUGGUAAGCAAAAGCCGCCCGGAAAUUGAUAUCAAGGAAGCUGUGGGGACCUAUGAGUUCUCUGUAGUUCCAAGGUCGUUAUUUAGUGCUGAUGGUACUAUGCUGUAUUGUUCGRCAAAGAGCAGUCUGAUGCACAUUCUUGAGAAGCACAAAGAUGACACCUCCUGCGACGACUAUGACACUUCAGGCGUAGCACACAGAGUUGACGUUGUAGAUGGAAUGGCAGAGCUGCAAUCUCUCGACAAACCUCAGUGGAUAACGAGUUGCUCUGACCUAGCUGAUCACUUUACAACCAGAAUCCUAGCAAAGUACCAUAGSAGUGACGAAGUCCGUGUUAUAUUUGAUCGGUACGAUGUUCCAGCAUCGUUGAAAAGUGCCACAAGAGUUCGAAGACAAGGCACCCAAGAGCCAGUGUACUACCACAUUACAGAUUCUACCCAUAUAGGCAGACUUCAAAUGAAGAAACUUCUUGCACACACCAAGACAAAAAUGGAAUUGACUGCAUACCUCUCACAGAAGAUUUUAGUCAUUGCCAGAGAGCGUAACAAGAAUCUUGUAGUUGCCUGGGGAAGUGUAUGUGAAGGAACGCAAAAGGACAUGAGCGACAUCAACAGUAACCAAGAGGAAGCAGACACCAAAAUAAUUUUACAUGCAGUUGAUGCCACAGAUAAUGGGGCUACUGAGCUAUACAUUCAUUCACCAGACACAGACGUUUUUGUACUAGCAAUAARACGCUAUCCUGUACUCUGCCCAAACACAUCUUUUGUCACUGGGAAAGGGAAUAACCUGCGCACCAUCCAUCUACGUCCAAUCGUUACAGCGCUUGGCCCAGCAAAAAMGUCAGCACUACCUGGAUUCCAUGCCUUUACUGGAGCAGAUGUAACUGGAAGUUUUUCAGGGAAAGCAAAGCAGAGUUGCUGGAAAGCUUUUGAAGAAUCCAAUCCAUCAGUGAUUUCAGCCCUUAGCAACCUUGGAGUGAAUACCGUACUGGACGAGGAUACAUCUAGAGGCAUUGAAGAGUUUGKUUGCCAGAUAUAUGCAUCUGGUACUGAUGUCAAGACUGYCAAAGAACUAAGAUGGAUCCUGUUUAAAAAGAAACAGGCACAGUCAGAGAGGUUACCUCCAACAAAGGCUGCAUUAAAACAAGCUAUUCUCCGAGCCCAUUAUCAGAUGAUAGUUUGGAAUGCCGACAUUAUUCCAAACCCAGAGCUACCAGAUCCUGCURACUAUGGAUGGUCAAKGUCUGGAGAUGAAUGGCUACCAGUUAUGACAACYAACCCUCCAGCACCAAAAGCCAUAAUUCAGUUGGUCAAAUGUGGGUGUUCGAAGGAACGCUGUACAACAAACCGUUGUCAGURUCGCAAGGCUAACCUUUGCUGCACAGACAUCUGUGGUUGUUCUGACUCAGAGAAUUGUGAGAACUACCAAGAAGAUGAAGAUGAGACAGAGUAUCCUGAUGAUGAUGAAGAUAGUCAAAAUGACUGUAGAUGAUCUAGRGAGACCUAGAUGUCGAAAGAAAUAUCAGAAAAGAAAAGAAAAGAAAAACAGACAAAAAAGACAAAACAAAAAGAAAAAACAAAACAAAAUAAGCUACAAAAAAAGAACAAAAAAUGAUACAAAACAUGCCCUGCAUUCUUAUGAAUGAGGAAAAUUCACAAAAGCAGACGGCUAUUGAGAAAAAAAUAUAUAACAAAGCUACCAAGAUUUCAAAACCAAGAAAUAAGACUGAAUUGAUGUGAGGUGAAUUAAACUAUGAAGCUAUGUGAUGAAACACCAUGUUAGUGGACUGUCCAACUUUGUUUGAAGAAUUUCUAUGCAAAUACACUGUAAUGUACAUAUUGAAAAAAAAUAACAUGAAACAGUACCUCUUUUGAAUAAUAUGCUAUCAAGAUCUUCAGUUCAGUAAUUUGGCAUAAYUUGGUAAGUGCAGACACAUUUGGUUAUAUAGAAAUMAGCCAAACAAAAUAACACAUAGGUAGUUAAUAUUUGAGAGAGGCCUAUAAGAUUUAGAGAUAUCCUUUAGAGAUGACUCUUUUAUUUAUGURAAGUCAGGUCAUCCCAUUGUCCUAAAUCAUGUCAAAGUAGACAGAUUGCAAUAAGAUACAAAUUGCAGUUAUGUGUGUAGGUUUGGCGUGAUUUGGCUUAACAGGCAUCGAUAUAAUUUCGUUUUUGGAUGCAGCCUCGUUUUCAUGCAAAUUAGGUCACGUGAUUAUACCGUCGAAACAUGCCAAAUUAAGAAGAACAUACAGGGCAAUACUGCUUGCGAGUUUG
Molecule: messenger RNA, 4343 nt
Organism: Exaiptasia diaphana
Lineage: Eukaryota; Metazoa; Cnidaria; Anthozoa; Actiniaria; Aiptasiidae
Exons: 1
Coding region: 798-3563 (921 amino acids)
Source: RefSeq, a predicted model, not a curated record